AUGGCUCACCACAGAUGUGUGGUGAGAGGAGGGGUGCUCAGAGCUUUGGGGUCACUGCAGGCUGAUGUCACCAGCCCUGUGGCAUGGUGGGAGCAAAUCCUGAUACUAUCCUUUUUUCCCUUCUGUAUCCAGUCUGAAGAACGGAAAAGAAUAGACGAGCUGAUCGAGAGUGGGAAGGAAGAAGGCAUGAAGAUUGACCUCAUUGAUGGCAAAGGCAGGGGCGUGAUUGCCACUAAGCAGUUCUGCAGGGGUGACUUUGUGGUGGAAUACCACGGGGACCUCAUUGAGAUCACUGACGCCAAGAAGCGGGAGGCUGUGUAUGCACAAGACCCCUCCACGGGCUGCUACAUGUACUAUUUUCAGUAUCUGAGCAAAACAUACUGCGUGGAUGCCACUCGAGAGACAAAUCGCCUAGGGAGACUGAUCAACCACAGCAAAUGUGGGAACUGCCAAACUAAACUGCAUGACAUCGAUGGCGUGCCUCACCUCAUCCUCAUCGCCUCGCGUGACAUCGCAGCGGGAGAGGAGCUCCUGUACGACUAUGGCGACCGCAGCAAGGCCUCCAUUGAAGCCUACCCGUGGCUGAAGCAUUAGCCAUGGUGGUGCCCUCCCCUCCACCUCCCCUUCUUCAAAGGACAAAGUGCUCUCAAAGGGAAAUGAUUUUUUUUACAUACUUAAUCUUAGCGAAUUCAGAUGUUUUUAAAAGUAUAAUAAGAUGCCUUUUCACUGUAGUAUUUAAAUAUCUGUUACAGGUUUCCAAGGUGGACUUGAACAGAUGGCCUUAUAUUACCAAAACUUUUAUAUUCUAGUUGUUUUUGUACCUUUUUGCAUACAAGUCGAACGUUCAUGCUUCCCGUGCAUGCAGUCAAAGACUCAGCACAGAUUUUAGAGGAAAGAGUCAACCUUGAACUAGGAAGCUGGGCGAGGCUUUGCCCCGCGUUGAAAGCCAGAACUUACCCUGCACCCUAAUGUCCCAUGACAGGCAGGUGCGAGGGCACCGCUGCCCCCCACGCAUGGCCUGGACGGGAUGUCUCCAAGCUCUUGUUCUCAUUGUCUCAACGGACGCGCAUCAAAGUGUAUGAAUAUUUUUUAAAAAAGCAGUGAGUUAGUCUUCCCCUCUGCUUUCUUGAAAGCUUACCUGCCUGGGGCCUGGAGGCGCCAGCCAAGCGCAGGCCUUCUCUUCCAGGGCUCGCUGCUUUCCCAGGUACCUCGAAGCAUCAGGGUGGGCAUCAGACUAGAGGUAUGCCGGGAAAAGCACUUUUCCCUGAAACUGCGUUCAUUCUUUAUAGAAAUGUGAACACUGAAUUUAUUUUAAAAAAUAAAAAGUAAAAAUAAAAAGACAAAAAAUUAAAGAAAAAUGGAAAAAAUCCACAGAAAACAACUUACAUGUAUAUAGGUCUUGAAGUGAGUGAAGUGGCUGUGCUUUUCUUUUAUUUUGGUAUUCUUUUCAUUUUUAUCUUUUUGUUUUUGUUUUUUUUUUAGAGGAGAUUUACGAUGGUAUUCUAUUCUAAUCAAAAGAAAAGUUUUGUAGUGGGACCAGAAAUUACUAAAACUGAUCCCCUCCCCCUUUCACUCCCUCUUCUGCUGCCAAGACCUGUUUGUUGAUUCCCUGGUGUCCUUAGAAGCCUGCCAGCCUAGACACCAGGUGUGUGUGGCAGCCAGCAGGGCUCAGUGGCAGGAAACUGGGAGGAGGCUCACAUGUGACAGCUGAGUGGCGGCUUCCUUCUCCCUCCCUGGGGAGGACCUGGUCCUCACUCUUCACCUUCAAUCCAAGGAUGGGGCUCGGGAGCCAGUACAUGUGAAUGGAUCCAGGUAUGAGAACCUACCCUUGCCCUUGACCCCUGGCCUCAUGACGGUGCUACCUAAGAAAGUCUUCCCUGCAACCCCCGCCCCCACCCCUGCUAGCCUGGUCACAGAAUUGGAGGAGGAUCCGACAGGAGCAUCUAACUGUGAGAUUAAAUGUCUUGGUUGUACCUAUUUUGUGAUUUAGCUUUGUAUUUAAAUAGCAAACAAACAAAAAAGGAAAUAAACUUGAAAAUUAUUUGUCAUCAUAAAAAUGAAACAAAUAUUAAAAUAUUUAUUGCCAGGCAAGGCUA
Molecule: messenger RNA, 2096 nt
Organism: Jaculus jaculus (lesser Egyptian jerboa)
Lineage: Eukaryota; Metazoa; Chordata; Mammalia; Rodentia; Dipodidae
Gene: Kmt5a
Product: lysine methyltransferase 5A
Exons: 3
Coding region: 1-594 (197 amino acids)
Molecular function (GO): histone H4K20 methyltransferase activity; protein binding
Source: RefSeq, a predicted model, not a curated record